This is a messenger RNA of Nematolebias whitei (Rio pearlfish), 1345 nucleotides long. RefSeq names its product leucine-zipper-like transcription regulator 1 (gene lztr1). The record is from RefSeq and is a predicted model, not a curated record. The transcript has 8 exons. The coding region runs from base 1 to 1239 and encodes 412 amino acids. Gene Ontology annotation, cellular component: Golgi apparatus. Gene Ontology annotation, molecular function: protein binding. NCBI's taxonomy places the organism in Eukaryota, Metazoa, Chordata, Actinopteri, Cyprinodontiformes, Rivulidae.
AUGGUCCACCUAACCUGUAUUUUCCACAUCUGUUGUUGUUUACAGAGGGAGGAGAGAGUCUUGGGGCAUAUUGCCAUAGUGACUGCAAGGUGUCAGUGGCUGCGGAAGAAAAUCCUGCAGGCUCAAGAUAGGCAGAAACAGAGGGCCAAACGGGAGAGCAGUGAGGAAAGCGAUGAGGGAGCAGCUGGGGGCCCGAGGGAUAUCCCAGCAUGCAGUAGGCCGUUAGGCGUGCAGCCCAUGCUGGAGGUAUCCAUCAGGGAAGCAGAAGCCCAGCCUUUUGAAGUCUUAAUGCAGUUUCUCUACACCGACAAGAUCCAGUACCCACGCAGAGGUCAUGUCCAGGAUGUUCUCCUGAUCAUGGAUGUGUACAAACUUGCACUGAGUUUCAAGCUUUCUCGGCUGGAGCAGCUUUGCGUUCAGUACAUCGAGGCAUCUGUGGAUCUGCAGAACGUUCUUAGUGUUUGUGAAAAUGCCAACAAGCUGCAACUGGACCAGCUCAAGGAGCACUGUCUUAACUUUGUGGUGAAGGAGUCACACUUUAACCAGGUGAUCAUGACAAAAGAGUUUGAGCAUCUUUCCACUCCACUGAUAGUGGAGAUAGUGCGACGAAAGCAGCAGCCUCCCCCCAGAGUGUAUUCAGACCAGCCUGUGGAUAUUGGGACAUCUCUUGUCCAGGACAUGAAAGCCUACCUGGAGGGGGGCGGUCUGGAGUUCUGUGACAUUAUUCUGCUUUUAGAUGGACACCCACGGCCUGCGCACAAAGCAAUACUGGCGGCCCGAUCUAGUUACUUUGAGGCGAUGUUCCGCUCCUUCAUGCCGGAGGACAGUCAGGUAAAUAUAUCAAUCGGUGAAAUGGUCCCAAGCAAGCAGGCUUUUGAGUCUAUGCUGCGUUAUAUCUACUAUGGCGACGUCAACAUGCCUCCAGAGGAUUCUCUUUAUCUGUUUGCUGCACCAUAUUAUUAUGGCUUCUCCAACAACAGGCUGCAGGCUUACUGUAAGCAGAAUCUGGAGAUGAACGUCACUGUAGAAAAUGUCUUGCAGAUUCUGGAGGCAGCAGACAAGACGCAGGCUCUGGACAUGAAGAAACACUGCCUCCACAUUAUUGUCCACCAGUUCAUCAAGGUAUCCAAGCUUCCCAACCUGCGGUCUCUCAGCCAGCUGCUGCUGUUGGACAUCAUUGAGUCUCUAGCUACGCACAUAUCAGAUAAACAGUGCGCUGAGAUGGGCUCUGACAUUUAGGAUCACUGACUGGAGCUCUGUUUUUUCUCUUUUAGAAGCCAUAGUUCUCCCGUACAUACUUCUAUACAUUCCCUCCCUAACGUUUUUAUAACUCUUGCAUGUCGCA